Culex pipiens pallens (northern house mosquito) is the source of this 1674-nucleotide messenger RNA. Its product is annotated as ornithine decarboxylase-like. Gene Ontology annotation, cellular component: cytoplasm. Gene Ontology annotation, molecular function: ornithine decarboxylase activity. Lineage: Eukaryota; Metazoa; Arthropoda; Insecta; Diptera; Culicidae. Bases 349 to 1635 code for a protein of 428 amino acids. The transcript has 4 exons. The record is from RefSeq and is a predicted model, not a curated record.
GAAGCUGGAUGUUAUGCAAUUUGCGUCACAUCUGCUGAGAGGGCACACACAUCUGAAUCUGAGAUCGCAUCACACGACAGGUGAAACCCGUCGGCUGGGCAGUACGGAAUCGAACGAAGGCGAUACGACUUUGUUUUGGCGCGUUAUUUGUUUAGUUUGUAACGGUUUAUUAAUCAUUUGUUGUAUUUAGUUAGAAGGUGCGAAAUUUUGGAAUAAGCUACCACAAGCAGGUCCCAAUGCGGUCUAGGCCAGAUAACGAACCAUAACCACACCAAGAUAACGGCCGAUCCCAAAACACUUCGCUGCUGUUCAACACACGCAGUCGGCUCGGAACCCUUCGUUGAUCCCAUGGAGAUACUCAACGUGCUCAAGUGCCGGCUGGAGAUUGUCGACGACACCGUCUCGUCCCAGCAGCUGGUGGAUCAGCUGAUUUGCGACGCCCCGGAGGAACCGCUGCUGCAUCUGACCGAGCUGGACUGCGUGGUCAAGCGGCACUACGACUGGCUGCGGAACCUGCCCCGGGUGAGACCGUACUAUACGGUGGGAAGUAACGACGACGUUCGGAUCAUUGGCACGACGGCGCUGCUGGACUGUGGGUACGUUUGCGCGUCGAAGGCGGAAGUGCUGAAGGUGCUGGAGUUCCGGGUGGAUCCGGGAGUGAUCCUGCUGGAACGGGUGGGGAAGAAUGCGGAGCUGUUGAGGUUUGCGAGGAGGAAGGACGUUCGGGUGGUGUUUGAUUCCGAGGAGGAACUUCGGAUGAUUCAUCAGUACUUUCCGGAAGCAGAAGCUCUGAUCCGGUUUCGGUUGAGUCAAGACGUUCAGCCUGGUUGCCAAGCGGACGGUGAAGCUCGUGACCUGCUCAACCUCGCCAAAGAGCUCAACAUGGAUGUGAUAGGUUGGUGCUUCAACGCUGGGUCGUCCUGCUGCGAUCCAGCGAUCUUCUACACGGCCAUCAGCAAAGGACGCGAAAUUACGGACCACGCAACGAUCGUCGGAUUCAACUUUAAGUUUAUCAAUCUGGGCGUGGGAGUUUGUGGACAGAAGGACGUCCAGGGUCAACGAUACGCUUCGUACAUCAACCGUGCGCUGGAGGAUUACUUUCCCGAACGACGCGGAUGGACGAUCGCGGCGGAGGUUGGCAGUUUUCACAGCGCUGCGGCCGUGACGGCCAUUACGGCAAUUCGGGGGAAGCGGAUAUUCUGGAACCAGAGGCAUCCGUCCAGGAUUGAUCAGGUGUUUUAUUACGUCAGUGGACGGGUUGGAAGGACUUGUCACAGCUUGAUUCAUGCCAGUGAUCCUGCCUGUCCAAUUGUUUGGAAAGAUCGCGACGAGUGUGGUGUGAAAUGUCGGACAACUCUGUACGAGGCAGGGAGUGAUGAGUGCAUUUGCAAAGAUCUACAGCUGCCGGAAUUGAAUGAAAACGAUUUUAUGGUGUUUGAAAGUCAGGGAAACUUUGCACGACGGAUAUCGAAGGAUGCAGAAGAAGUUAUCAGUCCUAUAACGUUGGUUUAUAUUAGGAGGAGCAUGUGGGAAUUUUUGAAAUACCUGUCCGAGUCUAGAUUUCAACGGGAGCUAAUUCUGGGAUCACGAUUCCUAAAGAACGCAUGGAAAAUUGAAGAAUUGGAGCGUAGCUAACCCAAAAUUUGCACAUACUCAACAAACUCAUCAACAUUC